UGGACUUUCGACUCGACCCAACGCCGCGCUGGCUCGCUAGGCUACGCUACACUACAUCACAUCCACGCACGCACAUAUCCUCGCCACUCCGGCAUACACACUCCGUCUCGGAGACCACCCGCCAGAAUGCAAGGCUUCAACAUGGGCCGCUACAUCCCCCCGGACCUCGAAGGCACGACCACCGCGAACGCGCUGCACAAAAAACACCCCCUGGGCGCGCGGGCCCGCCACCUGCACACCAAAGGGUCCUUAAUCGUGCGCUUCGAAAUGCCCUUCGCGGUGUGGUGCACGACCUGCACCCCCCACGAGACCCUCAUCGGGCAAGGCGUGCGCUUCAACGCCGAGAAAAAGAAAGUCGGCAAUUACUACUCCACCCCCGUGUACAGCUUUCGCAUGAAACAUACCGCGUGUGGCGGGUGGAUUGAGAUCAGGACCGAUCCGCGGAAUACGGAGUAUGUGGUGCAUGAGGGGGGGAGGAGGAGGGAUUUGGGGGAUCAGGGGGCGGAGGGGGCGGAGGGGGCGGGGGAGAUUUUUGUGAAGACGGGGGCACAGGGGGGUAAGGAGGAUGCGUUGGCGAAGCUGGAGGGGAAGGUCGAGGAUAAGCGUCGGGGGGAGUCGGAGAGGGAUCGUAUACUCGAGUUGCAGAGCAGGCAGAGUCGUGAUUGGGAGGAUCCGUAUGAGAUGUCUAGACGGCUGAGGAGGACGUUUCGGGUCGAGAGGAAGGGGUUGCAGGCGAAGGAGGCGGAGAGGGAGGCGUUGAAGGAUAAGAUGAGUUUGGGGAUCGAGGUUGUUGAUGAGAUUGAGAGUGAUCGUGUCCGGGCGGGGAUGGUGGAUUUUGGAGAGGGGGUCCACGGGGUGGGGGAGGGGGGGAGGAGGGCGAGGGUGAAGCCGUUGUUUUUCGAGACGGGUGUGGAUACAGCGGGGGGAAGAAAGGGGAAGGGAACCAAAGCUGCGCAACUGGUGGCUGAUCGCAAAGCGGUCUUUCGUAGUGAGUUGACGGGCAAUACGCGCGCGGUCGUGGAUCCGUUUCUCGCCAGCGAUGGCAGCGAGUGGCGCCCGGACGUCAAGAGACGGAAGCUGGCCUUGGCCUCGGGGGGUAAAGCUGCUGGUGGUACGAGGGAUGAUGCUGUGGCGGGGGAUGAGACAGCUCAUGUCGUGCAUGAGUCUGCUGAGCCGGCUGGGACCAAGACGUCAGGCCCCGUUGGACUGGUGGACUACGCGACGGACUCUGAAUGACGGCCAUGGGUCUAUGGCGCCUGUAUAGUUAUCGAUGAUACCCUGGGCGGAGUUACGGAUCAUGAAUGAAGCCAUCUCAUGCUUUUCUGCAUCGUGGAUGCAAACGGAUAUGCAAAGGGUAUAGUAUAGGUACAGCGUGAUUGCGUCAAAAAGGACUUCAUUUGG
Molecule: messenger RNA, 1401 nt
Organism: Aspergillus heteromorphus CBS 117.55
Lineage: Eukaryota; Fungi; Ascomycota; Eurotiomycetes; Eurotiales; Aspergillaceae
Product: Saf4/Yju2 family protein
Exons: 2
Coding region: 127-1236 (369 amino acids)
Biological process (GO): mRNA splicing, via spliceosome
Cellular component (GO): U2-type spliceosomal complex; post-mRNA release spliceosomal complex
Source: RefSeq, a predicted model, not a curated record